AGCUGUGCGGCGGACUGAUCUUCUGCUGCCUGCUGAUCGCUGUGAUCAGCUCCAGGGUGCAACACACACCUGGACAGCACAGAGACCCGGCCCGUCAGGUCGGCGUCCUCGCCACGAGGCUCCGUCGCGGGCAGGUGAAGAUGGGGGAGGGGCUAAGGGCGAAGCUGCUCCGAUUGGACGAGCUGUCCGGGGUGGAGAACGACGUGAUGGAGCCGAAGCGGAAGAGGAGUUUCCCCGGAAACGGCACGCCGCUGGACCGCCUGUCGGUGAGCUCCAUGGAAACCAAGCAGUCGCCUAACAAGCAGAGUAAAGCAGUGGCGUUACCACGGCGACGAGUGAGCCCGCCUCCCAUCGACCGGAUCGGGAUGAGCCGUCUGCCUAUGAGUCGAGGAUAGGCCCCGCCCCUUCCGCUGAGACCCCGCCCUUCAGAGAGCUCCACCCCCUGGAUAGACGCAGGACAGGCAAACACGUAGCCACGCCCACCAGCUUCAAGCCCCGCCCUCUCGAGAUGGUACAUUCAGGUGCUGCUCUGUACAUCCCAUAAGCCCGACGAAGAGGACCAGAGACGGGUUCUUUUGUUUCACAGCAACAAAACCUUUCAGCACUGUGACGACGCGACUGUUCACUCCUUGUACUCUUUUUAAGGUCUUUCUCUGAGCUGUCAAAAAGUGGAACCGUGUUUUCUUGUUCUUCAGUAACUUAA
This is a messenger RNA of Salarias fasciatus (jewelled blenny), 703 nucleotides long. It is a transcript of the gene ostn, whose product is annotated as osteocrin. The record is from RefSeq and is a predicted model, not a curated record. Lineage: Eukaryota; Metazoa; Chordata; Actinopteri; Blenniiformes; Blenniidae. The transcript has 4 exons. Gene Ontology annotation, biological process: hormone-mediated signaling pathway. Gene Ontology annotation, molecular function: signaling receptor binding. Bases 141 to 395 code for a protein of 84 amino acids.